GUUGAUCUGAAUCUCUAGAAUAAUUUUUCAUAUAAAUACAUCAGAUUUCACGCAAUUACACAUAAUCAUGGCUUUCUCUUUCCUAUCCUUAGAAAUCACUGCGUUCCUCCUUCUCCUGCGUUUAUCUCUACUGACAGCUGUUCAACCAAGUCGGCAUUACGAUGCGAAUCAACUUCUUCAAUGGGCGCGAUACUUAAAUCAUUUCAUCUUGCAUUAUGAAAGGCAGAUUAUAGACUGGGGUAAUAAGAAAGCCAUUGCGGAAGAAAUAGCGAAAGAAUUGGAAGAUAACUUGGAAAUAAGGGCCUUAAUAACAGGCAAAAGUAUCACUAAGUUUGUGGAUUGUCUAUACAAUACUUCUGAAAACUACUACCAACCGGAAAUUUACAGAAAUGAUUUUUUCUACAUAUCUGAGAGUAGAACUCUCUGGAGGGAAUCGUUACGCUAUGGAUCUGAAUCCGGUCCAAGCCGUAUCGGACAACAGCCGGAUAUGAGUGAAUGUGAUAGUCUUCUGUCGGUUAAUCGCACUCAAGGAAUAAAUGAAUUGACUCAACGGGUGAUACACGUCAGUUAUUUGAAACACCUGUGGGUGAUAGCUUAUGAAACCAGAUCAAUUUAUGAAAAUGUUAAGACAAACAUGAGGAUUGCAUACCACGACAUGACGGGACAUUUACUAGACUAAUUCGUGUCAGAUGAACAUAUGUAUUCAACUGUGAUAAUUAUAAAAAUAAUACUGAAAGUAAUAAUAAUGAUAUUUUGACAUCCCUUUGACUUCUCC
Messenger RNA from Trichobilharzia szidati, 775 nucleotides. Lineage: Eukaryota; Metazoa; Platyhelminthes; Trematoda; Strigeidida; Schistosomatidae. The record is from the annotation of a GenBank genome assembly.